This is a messenger RNA of Parnassius mnemosyne (clouded apollo), 1134 nucleotides long. Lineage: Eukaryota; Metazoa; Arthropoda; Insecta; Lepidoptera; Papilionidae. The record is from the annotation of a GenBank genome assembly.
AUGGUUGUCCCUAAGGCUAAAGUACCGGAUGUCCUACAGCUGUACCAUAGUGGUUGUUCAGGAGGCCACCUGGGAGUUAAGCGAACUCUCCUGAAGAUCCGAGAACGGUUUUACUGGGUCCACUGUCGUGACGAUGUCGAGGACUGGUGCCGCAAAUGUACAAGUUGUGCGGCUGUAAAGGGACCUCAAAUUCGUAGUAGAGGCGCAUGGAAAUUGUACAAUGUUGGUGCACCAUGGGAGAGGAUAGCCAUUGACGUUGCGGGGCCGUUUCCAGAAACUGAAAGUGGUAACAAGUAUUUCAUGGUAGUGAUGGAUUACUUCACUAAGUGGCCAGAAGUCUUCGCCAUUCCAAAUCAAGAAGCUUCAACAGUUGCAGAUAAACUAGUUCAUGAAGUCUUCUGUCGUUAUGGAGUACCUUUAGAGAUUCAGAGCGAUCAAGGAAGGAAUUUUGAGUCUCAAAUAUUCCAGGAAACUUGCCGAGUUAUGGGUACUCAGAAAACACGAACAACUUCUUACCACCCACAAUCUGAUGGAAUGGUAGAAAGAUUUAAUCAGACAUUGGAGAGGUACCUAGCAAAAGUUGUGGAAAAACGUCAACGAGACUGGGACAGGCACAUUUCACAACCCUUUUUGUUGUCAUAUCGAAGCGCUGUUCACGAAAGUACAUCAGUGACACCAGCUUUCGCAAACUUUGGGAGAGAAUUGCGGCUGCCUGCAGACCUGAUCACCGGAAUACCACCUGAUGCCCCACGCAGUAUAACCGAUUAUGCAAAUGACUUGCGGAACAAAAUGAAUGACAUUUAUGAGCACGUCAGACAGACGGGCCAGCAAACGUCUGAGAAGAUGAAAACACGGUAUGACCGCAAAAUGAACAACAAGGGGUUUGAUGAAGGUUCACUAGUGUGGUUACCCAAUCCAGUUCGCAGCAAAGGGAAAUCUCCUAAGCUUCAAGCUAAAUGGGACCGACCGUACCGGAUUGUGACAAGGAUCAAUGAUGUAACCUACCGGAUACAGAAAGGUGCCAGAGGUACUCCUAAGAUUGUCCAUGUGGAUCGACUGGCGCGUUAUUAUGGGGCCAAUAAUGCUCGGGACGAGCAUGUCUUAGGAGGGGGCAGUGUUGCGCGCCACUAUUAA